Alligator mississippiensis (American alligator) is the source of this 13795-nucleotide messenger RNA. RefSeq names its product zinc finger CCCH-type containing 12C (gene ZC3H12C). The record is from RefSeq and is a predicted model, not a curated record. Lineage: Eukaryota; Metazoa; Chordata; Crocodylia; Alligatoridae. The coding region runs from base 4897 to 7467 and encodes 856 amino acids. The transcript is spliced from 8 exons. Gene Ontology annotation, cellular component: nucleus; cytoplasmic ribonucleoprotein granule. Gene Ontology annotation, molecular function: mRNA binding; RNA endonuclease activity; metal ion binding.
AUUUCUGCCUGAGGAGGAAUUUUCCAUUUAGAAACACUUGGUCUUUAUUCAAGAACUCCAAGGGUUGCUUCCAGGUCUUUCCUCUAGUCCAAACCCACUGAUCAUCUGCUUUAAAAAAACCCUAUUUUGUCUCCUGAGAAGCAGACCAUCCUGCCUAAUGAAAGCUCUACUAAGGAAGUUGCAAAACAACGUUGGCCUGGAGAUGAAUCGAAGAAACAAGGAGGAAAAGCUGAAGUCUGCCCAAGCCAGGUGUUUCUUGUUGGCAGCCUGCUCCCUAAUGACUCUGGCUCUCAUACAGCAGCUGCCUGCUAGUCUCCUUUGUAUGGCCUAUUGUUGUUGCACACCCCUCGUUAAUACACAUGCUGCCCAGGGCAGACCCUGAGAAUGACAUCAACUUGCUUAUCUUAGAAACCUACAAACCUGACGCAGGGUAUGGAGGUUGCCUUGCAUCUGCCUGGCCAACUAAUUGUGAGCUUUCUGGCCUCUGAUUGGCUGUUAUUCCACUCAGUAAUAGGUUAAGCAAAGACAUUGCCAUUCCAUCUGUUCAACCAUUCAUUGUUCUGCUUGCUUGCCUGAAGUCGGCAGCUGAAAUCGUGUUAAGGAGUUGCUUCUGGAACUGCAACAAGAAACCAAUGUCUGUGUGUUUUCCAGUUAACGUAAGUAUAUGGACUCUCUUUGCAGGGAUCGAGCAAUUUCACUGUUCUGACAUUUCAGUAUGUCGGUUUCAGUUUUGAGCAACAUAAACAGCAUACACACCAGCUGGAAUUUCCAAACUUUGGAAUCUCUUUUUAAAAUUCCAUUUGAAGAAUAAGUUAUGAAAAGCUGAUCAUUAAUUUGAUGUAGUCAAGUAAGGAACUUCUAAGAGCACCAAUAGUGCUGGAUUUUGGGAGGGUGAAAAUGGGAAAUGGAACACUUUAACAGAGCUAAAUUUUUCUGUACAUUUUUGGUGACUCUAGCUUUAAGUUCAAAGUUUUACCCCUUCUUGCAAAUAUACAAUGCUUGACUUACUUUUCCUUUGGGUGAAAAUAUAUAUUUUAUGCAUGUUUGCCCAGUUUACAAAAUUUCACCAAAAUUUAGUAGGUUUCCUAAAAUUAGGUAGAACAUCACUGUGGUACAGUGGCUGUGUUUGGGAUGGAUUUAGAGUAUGAUGUAACAUCAGUUCAUUUGAGCUACUCUCACAAGCUUGUAUGUUGUGGUCAAAGACUUUGUGCUUUGAGUGAUGUUCUUACACUUGCAGAAUUAACCAGCAUAUUCUGGUGAAGUUUUAAAUCUAUUCUGUUUUAUGCUUUGGGUUCAGAUAUUAGGCUAAAGAACAAACAGUGCAUGUUCCAUGAGACAGUGUUCCAAGGAUCCUCUAAAGAAAAAAAAAACAAAGACCUUCAUAUAUCAGUUGGGAGGGAAGGAGAGCACAUAAAAGGGUUAAAAAGAGGUUUGCAUUUCUACCACAUGCCCUAUUGUGUGAACAUAUGCAUAAGUCUAUUGAAAGUUUUCAGAAGAUGGGCAGGCCACCAGUUGCUGGUCUCCUGCAGUUCCAGUAGACAUCUGUUGCCCCAGAGCAUUAACCAAUCUGUUCAAUGGGACAUCCUUCCUUUGUUAGAUAGAGCGAUGCAGACAACAGCGCUCGCUGAAAUACAAUGGUAAUUAAAUAUACAGAAACUACAGCAGUAGGUAUUUAUUACAUAUUCAUUAUUUUAUUUGCAUUGUUGCAAUAUCUUUGCCAUUUGAGAACAAGUACACUGGUUUCUGUCUAAAUAGCCUAUACAGUUUUCAGGACAAAUGACUGUGGUGUUUUAACAAUUUGAGGUACGAAUAGUUACUGUUUGCUAUUUUAAAAAACUAAGAAUUUUUGUGCAUGAAAACAAAAUGAAUUAGUAAUCUGUUGUAAGAUUUACCUUACAAAACAUUGAGGUUCUUUUAAGGACAAAUGUAAUUGCUUUUACAAACAUUUUGCCACAAAAUACACCUUCCCACUUAAUUUCUUUUGUGUUUUUUUUCUUUUUUGUUCCAUGUACUAAGUUUGCAGUAAACUACAAAUAAAAAUUUCAGUUGUAAGUGGAACAUUGUCAUUAUAUGUACUAAAAGACUGGAUGAUCUAAUCGUUUCUGUCCCUUUUGAGAAAUAGAAGGGUUUUAUACAAAAUGAGUCAGUGAGAUGGUUCUUUUUGGUGUUUAAUGGAAAGUAGGUCUGUUACUGAAGUUGAAGAACUGUAGAUGGAAAAAGCAUGCAAUUCUAUAACGUAGUGGCAUUUUGUUCCUCCACAGUGCUAAGUAUAAAUCCUUGACUGAACAAGUAUGUCUCUUUGUUAUUUGAUUUACAUAAUUUUUAAAUUCUCUAUAAAAAAGGGAGCCAAUUUAAAAUAUUAGGCCACAUUUUCUUGUAUAGGUUUCUUUUUUUGCAUUUUUAAUAUAAUUUAAUCUAAGUCGUUUUGAUGUGAUGAUUAGAACUAUGUGCACAUUCAAAUAAGAUCCCAUCUUAUUAUUGCAGUGAUCAUCGUUCAUCUCUCUAGGUUAACCUGGAUGACUUCUUUAUUAUAUUUACAUUUUUAUACCUACCAAAGCUAUUACUUAACUGCAUUGCAAGUAUAACCAACAAGUAUAGUAAUCUUAUUCUUAACAGGUUUAUUUCUGCUGCUCAUUGUUCAUCCAGUUAUUAUACAUAAAUUGGCAGUCAAAGUUCACAAGGGAGACUUUCAUCUAGGUAACAUGUCUAGGAAAAUAUUUCAAAGCUGUUGCUUGUUUUGUUGUAAAUAAUGUGUGGGUCUUUUCAUGUUCAGUGUUCCUGCUUCUUCAGGUUUAUUUUCCUGUUUUUGUGGCUUUUUGUUAGCAACAGGUAUUUGAUGGGGGGUGGGGAGAGUGAAAAAGUAAUGUGGGCUAAUUUGUUCAGGUAGAAUGAGUCUCAUUUCAUUCUUUACUAUCUUGCUCCAAGUAAAAUAAUCAGUUCCUGGAGCACUGAGCUGUAAGAUCUGAUUUUCAAUCAGUGAAUGUCACACAGAACAUCGGGUUGAAAACUCGAGUCUUAACAUUCUCAGGUUAUACUACUGCAAAUUCUUCGCUGCUUAUCACAAAUGGUGUGGGCAGAGAUAGCAGACGUUGUAAAAUUUGUAGAUAUGCAGAAUUUGCAUGUGAGGCACAGGCCUGAUGGCAGGAAUCACAUACUGCUUAAGCAAAAAUUAAAAGUAAGAUGUCAAAAUAUUUCAAAUCCUUAUGCUCUAUGUCUGUAGUGAACGUAUUACUUCAGCAACUGGUUUACUAUGAUAGCUGGCUGCCAAAGCUUUGUAGUAGAUUGAAAGCUGCUACUGAUGCAACUUCUCCAAACAGUUUUUGGAGAAUGGCAGUGUUUCACAAAUGAGGCAGUUAUAUUUUUUUGCAAGGUAGAGAUUAAGGCAAGCAUGUGAAGCCCAUAAACACAGAGCUCAUUGGUUAUGGAUUUGUUUACACUAUUACAUGCAAUAUAUUUGAGUGUAUGAGCCCUCCAAACAAAGGUAUUUGAAUGUGCUUGAUAUGUCUAGUCCUCAGUACAUUUAUAGCUCUGCCACUCAUUUCUGUCAGAGGGGGAAAAUAUUAUGUUUGUUUUUAUAGUUACAAUUAAAGACUUCUUAAAAAUGUUAAAGAGAAAUAUUUAGGAUAUAACUUCAGAAAGAACCAUAUUAGUUUAGCUUGACUACUAUGAAACAUUUUUUUUAGUUUAUACAUAUCAAGAUGUGUUUCGCCUAUUCAAUUAAGGUCCAAAUGAAAAAUACCAAUUUUAGUUAAGUGUGCUAACUGGUACUUCACCGUGCAAAGAUUUGAGUAGUGACACAUCUACCUUAGUGUAUUCUGCUGCAGCAGUGUAUCAUCCAGCCCAACUUUUCAGUCCAGCUUAAAAAUGUUGCCGAUUUAAAUAUACUUCCUCCAGUCAGAGCAGAUUGUGGGGUUUAUGGAACAAUGAUGUCGGAGCUUCCAGAUUGGUUUGGCAGCUGCAUUGUUCUCAGAGGGUAAACCAGACGCACUUAAGUCCCAGUCUUUUUCAUGGGCUUUUGUUCAUACCAAAUUAUUCUUUCACUGUGCUAGCAUUCAUGAUGGCAUGUUAAAGGAGUGCAUCCUAGCAACUAAAGACUGGUUGCUAGGCAGCCUCACUUCCAAUAGGUUUUUCUUGUUUAAGGUACUUUUUGGUGGCAGUUCUAUGAAGGCCCACUGUGUGGGUUUUUAACUGUAUCCUUUUAUUGGGAUAUUGUUGUGAUUUGUUACUGGCACUAUGCUAUCAAGUAUAUCACAGUAGUUAAUAAAUCACCAUGUGUAAAGAUUCACUUCCUAAAUUCUCCUUGUAUUUAAUCUGCAGUAUUGCCUGAACUCAUAAACCUCCAUUUAAAGAGGACCUAGCAUUGACUACUGAUAUUCUAUGAGAGAGUAUCAAUCUCACUCGCUUUUAACUAAAUCAAGCCAAUGUAGAAAUCAAAGUAGAAUAUAUUCUUUCUAUUGGUCCAAACUGCAUUAAACUAGUCAGAAAAAAUUGCUGCUUGGUAUCAAACCAAAAAUGGCAAGUUAUUUGGUAGAACAAUUUAGUUAAUACAGCUAUUCACUGAAAAGCUCUGCUGCCGUGGAGAUGUCUUAGCACUUAAUGCAUUUAAAACCCAUUUUUAUCUAGUCAUGGAUGGCUUACUCACUUCAUUCCCAUUUGUCUUGAGAAAAGCCUGCAUGAAUUUCCAUACAUACAUUCAGUUCUUUUUUUUUUCCCUUAACAAAUGGAAUAUAUACUGUGCAAAUGAUGAUAUUCUUAACAAUUAUAUACCUUCUAAUUUAAUAGGAGAGUUUUGUUUCCUCUCAUGGAAAAGACUUUGUAUGUCAGGAAUACGGGACACUUUAUAUUCAGGAGUACAGGAAAAACAGCAAAGUGGAGUCGAGUACAUGCAGCAGCUUCAUGGGCUUGAAGGAUCACCUGGGGCAUGACCUAGGCCAUCUCUAUGUGGGGAACACUGACACACAAAUAAAUGCAAUUGUACCUUGGUCAAUGGUGGAGAAACCAACAAUGGAUAAAGUAAACUCCAGGAAGGAAGAUGCAGACAAGGAGGCAUCGGAAGAGACUGGAAGUUCCAGUUGUGAUUCAGAAGAGAGCACAAAUUCUGAUAAUGAAUCAGAAAGACUGAAUAAUACUGCAUCAGAAUCACGCUUGUUGCCGAAGACUCACCGACAGCUGUGCAGAUCUCCCUGCUUAGAGCCACAUAUAUUAAAGCGUAAUGAAAUCCUGCAAGACUUUAAGCUUGAGGAGGCACAUAUAGUAUCUAAGGAAGUAAAGAAGCCCCCUGAUGUGAUGAAAGAAUAUCAAACCAAACUGGAGUUUGCACUUAAAUUAGGUUACUCUGAAGAACAGGUUCAACUUGUUCUAAGUAAACUCGGUACUGAUGCUUUAAUCAAUGAUAUUUUGGGAGAACUUGUCAAACUUGGAAAUAAAACUGAAACUGAUCAGACCGUAAGUAAUGUUAACACUAGUGUAAUGCGUGAAGCAUCUUCCAUAGAGUCUCAGAGGUCUGAGUCCCCACUUCAGGAGGAUGUGACAGAGGAUGGUGACAACCUGAGGCCAAUAGUAAUUGAUGGCAGCAACGUGGCAAUGAGCCAUGGCAACAAGGAAGUAUUUUCUUGUCGAGGAAUAAAAUUAGCUGUAGACUGGUUUUUGGAAAGAGGUCACAAAGAUGUUACAGUGUUUGUACCAGCCUGGAGGAAAGAACAGUCAAGACCGGAUGCUCUUAUCACAGAUCAGGAAAUCUUGCGUAAGUUAGAAAAGGAGAAAAUCUUGGUGUUCACACCGUCCCGCCGUGUGCAGGGGAGAAGGGUGGUAUGCUAUGACGACCGGUUCAUAGUGAAGCUGGCUUUUGAAUCAGAUGGUAUCAUUGUUUCUAAUGAUAACUACAGGGACCUAGCUAAUGAAAAACCAGAAUGGAAGAAGUUCAUAGAUGAACGUUUGCUGAUGUAUUCAUUUGUCAAUGACAAAUUCAUGCCUCCUGAUGAUCCUCUUGGCCGUCAUGGCCCAAGUUUGGACAAUUUUCUUAGGAAGAAACCAAUUGUUCCAGAACACAAGAAGCAACCAUGUCCAUAUGGAAAGAAAUGUACCUAUGGGCAUAAAUGCAAAUACUAUCAUCCAGAAAGAGGAAAUCAGCCUCAGCGGUCUGUAGCUGAUGAACUUCGUGCCAUGUCCAGAAGCACAGCUGCUAAAACUGCAAGUGAAGGAGGAUUGGUGAAAAGCAACAGUGUUCCAUGUAGCACUAAGAAUGAUGGCACUUCUGAUCUCAAACGUACUGCUCCAAAGAGGCAAUCAGAUCCUAGUAUAAGGACUCAAGUCUAUCAAGACUUGGAGGAAAAGCUUCCCACCAAAAACAAAUUGGAAACCAGGUCUGUACCUUCAUUAGUUACUAUACCGAAUUCUUCUGCUGCAAAACCCCAAAGUACUGCACCUUUAGGCAAUGGCCUUUCAUCCGGAGUUCAUUUCCCAUCUCAGGAUCAAAGACCGCAGGGACAGUACGCUCCAAUGAUGAUGGCAACCAAAAAUCAUGGAACGCCUAUGCCUUAUGAUCAGUAUCCAAAAUGUGAGUCUCCUGUGGAUGUAGGCUAUUACUCUAUGCUGAAUGCAUAUUCAAAUUUAAGCAUAUCUGGUCCACGAAGUCCUGAAAGGCGUUUUUCCUUAGAUACAGAUUAUAGAAUUAGCUCUGUAGCCUCCGACUGUAGCAGUGAAGGGAGUAUGAGCUGCGGUAGUAGCGAUUCCUACGUGGGUUACAAUGAUCGGUCUUAUGUAAGUUCACCUGACCCACAACUGGAAGAAAACUUAAAGUGCCAACAUAUGCACCCACAUGGCCGCCUUAACUCACAGCCUUUUCUACAGAGCUACCAUGAUCCUUUAACACGAGUGCAGAGUUACAGUCAUGAAGAACCAAAGCAUCACCAAAAGCCUCCAAUUCCAUACAUGGCUGUACAUCUGCAGCACCCUGCAGUGGGUGCUCGUUCUAGUUGUCCUAAUGACUAUUCUGCUCCUCAGAGUUCACCACAUUCAAAGACCAUGCAUCUGGGGAGAGCCCUUGUGUCCACAAGAAUAGAAAGCAUCUCAGACUCACGCUUGUAUGAUAAUUCUCCACUAAGACAUAGGAAACCUUAUUCUGGCCAAGAUGGGCUUGGAAGUUGGGAUAGGCAGAGUUAUGGGAUUGAUGCAUAUGGCUAUCGCCAGACUUACUCCUUGCCUAGUAAUCCCACACAGCCAUGUUAUGAACAGUUUGCCUUCCAAAGCUUACCUGAGCAGCAAGAACAGACUUGGCGCAUACCUUACUGUGGAAUCCCUCAAGACCCUCCAAGGCAUCAAGACACCCGGGAGAAAGUUUAUAUAAAUCUGUGCAACAUCUUCCCCUCUGAUCUUGUGAGAAUUGUUAUGAAAAGGAACCCUCACAUGACAGAUGCUCAGCAACUUGCUGCAGCCAUUUUAGUGGAAAAAUCCCAGCUAGGUUAUUGAGAGAUGAUGCAUCUUUGUGGUGUCUGGUAGUUUUCAGUUCAGCUCUAAUGCUGAGGGAGGUUUGCUACAAUAGCAUUUGUGAUCUCCUUCUCAGCAAGGAGGUUAUAUAGUAAUCCAUUUAUGUGAAAUACUGUAUCAUGGAAUCUGUAUGUAUAGCCCCGUGCACUGGAAAUAACAGAUUUGUUUUACACUCUAACUUGAAAGUUUUUAAAUGGCUAUAUUCAUGGCUGAAAAUCUUUCCAGCUUAAAUUAAUAUAUAUAUAUUAUCUCUGGUCUCUGGUAAUAGUCUUUGGUGCAUCAGGGGUUUAUAUGCAGCACUUUCUAUUCUUAUUACAUGUUUGUUUUUGUUUUUGUUUGUUUUAACUUCCUGUAUGUUUGUUCUUCAGCUAUGAGGCAUUAAAGCAAGCUGCAGAAAGUCAGAAGGAUUUUAAUAGACAUGGGAAACAAUUUUCAAGCCAAGCUUAAUUUGAAGUUUUUAUCCCAAUUGAGAUUGUGGAUGGGGUGUUUGCUUGUUUUGUUUUUUGUUUUGGUGGGCUUCUUUAUGCUAUAAUCACCUAUUUAUAGAAAACAAAGAUUUACUACAGCACUGACUUUAUUUUUUAAUAAGUUAAGUUACCAGUUAAUGUUGAAAUGGGUAACAAUAUAUUAGUAAUUUAUAGGAUGGCACUUUUUUCAUUGCUUUUAAAAAAAAUAGUUAAAUGAUUUGUUGAUGCAGUUGAUUAAGUAAGAGCAAAUGCAAUCAGAGGAAAGCAACUCAUGUCCAUUGUUUUAUGGAUAAGGCAAAAGCCUGAUGGCCUAGUUGUCAAAGAGGCUGAGCAUAUGGAACUCCUUUAGACGCCAAAAGAAGCUGCAGAUGCUCAGAAUGUCCUAAAAUAGGCCACUAAUGUUUCUGUUCACAUGCAUUGUAAUCCAGGUCUUGUGUAUUUCUGCUCAGUAGAAAUGGAACUGAGACCUCAGGAUUCCAUUCAGUUGUUUUGUGUCCUUUCCCCCUUUGUAUUGGUGCACAAGUAUACUGGAUAAAACACGUUUUUUCAUAAAAUAUUGACCUGUUUUUAAAAUGAAUCUAAUUAUUCUCAAUGCAAGUUUUGUAUUUAAGAUACUGUUAGAUUUUCUCACUGUUUAUCAAGGCUGGCCCGAGAAAGUUUCGUGUGUUGAGGAUAUGCAACUUUAUUAACUGCACUAUGGUAAUGAUAUUGUAGCUGAAAAUAAUAACUUAAAAACUUUUUUGUAAAAUACUGUAUAUGUUCCUGAAAUUAGAUUUUGGCCUGUUGUAUUAUGUAGGCCCAGUCUUGCCACAAAUAGUGUAGUUUAGAAAUGGACAAAAUAGUCUGUUCUAGCACUAGUAAGGGAUAUUUCUGGUUUUAAGUCAUGGGUUUUACUAGCAUCUCUCACACUUUUUAUAUAUAUAAAAAAGGAGAUUUUGCAAAUGAUGACAGUUCUGUUUACAUUCUUGUAGUCAGUUUCCUAUCAUUUUAGGUUUCCCUCCAGCUUAAUGUUGUUCAAUGUUAAAAUUUUACUAGUUUACAAAUCACUGCUAAUAAUGAUGGUACAAUUGCUGCAAUUUAAAGUAAGGCCCUGAAGAACCAGAAAGUACCUUUUACUGUUGAUACAAAUUGUAUCUUUUUAACUGAGAACUAUUUUGAUUUGUAGAUCUAAUGAAAACACAAACGUGUAACUAUGAUUAGAUUUUUGGGCAACAUUUUAUCCCUUAUUUGACAUAAUAGAUUUCAUCUCUAUACUAGGAUUAGACAAAUAAAAAUACAGCUAUUUAUUUAGGUAAGCGUCUGUCUCAGUUUCAUAUAUUAUAUUUUAAAAAAACUAUUGGCAUUUUCUUCCUUCUAAACUAACUGUACCUAGUGUAAACAUACUAAAAAUAAAGGUAAAAUGCUGCCUGAAAUGAACGUCCGAGCACCUUUGAAUAGGAAAACAUUUCACUACUUGUGCAACACUGUGUGUUGCGAGAAGUAGGAUUUGGGUACACAGUAAAUGCUUCUAAAAAGCAUUGUGCUUAUAGACAUAGCCAAUAAUCUGAACCGUGUUCAGCAAACUUAAUUCAGGAAGUGUUCUUCUACACAGCUUUUACUGUUGGUUUGAUCUGGGAUCUUCAUUCAUCUGUCCUUUGUACCAAUUACAGGAGGUGUUGUACGUAAGCUGUCUUGGGUUGUCUGGUUAGAGAGAGAGAACCUGUUCACCUGUGACUACCAUUUUCCUUGAUUUUGUCAGCCAUUCUUCCUAGAAUGUGUUUUAAUGUACAGGACGAUACAUUGCUGACACUGAGUCUAAAAACAGUAAAUGAUCUUAGUUGUACUUUUUAAAUUGAAUUACACUUGCAUACUACACCAUAGUGUGGGUGCAGCCAUUUUAGUAUUGCAAUGAUUAUAGUAGUGUUUUGUUUUAAUGAGUUUCUACAUUUAUUUUUUAUGUCAGAAUUGACUUCUGCAAAAACUUGAGUACUUUUAAAUAUGAGCAGAUAUAGUGUGUGUGCAUGUGUGUGUGUGUACACAUAUCCUAUACACACACACAUAUAUAUGUAACAGAAACAUUUCAUCUUUUGAGCAUCAGAUUAUGUCCUAAUAUAUACAUGUAGCAGUUUGGCUUAUAGUGUUAAAUCAUUAGGCGUGGCUUCCUGUGAGAGGUAUCACAUGGGACUGCAUGCUGCAGUGCACAGAUAUGAGCUAUCAGCAUUGAAUGCUUUCUUGUAUAUUUAAUCAUUUAGAAUAAGUUAAUUGCUAGAAUUUUAACAAUGUGUCCAACUAUGUGCUUUGUACUACAGCACUAAAACGCUUUACAAAAUGGUAGAUGAGAAGUUACUUGGCAACUGUUUUAAUAUUGUGCAAUGAUAUUUUAGUUCAAUUCAAACUUGGUUAUGUUGUAUGAAGAAAAGGGUACUGCUGACAAAACAUUAGGUCUUUGGUAUUUCCUUCUUUGUUGCGAGCAACAGAGAAGGUAAGCAGUACCUUGUAAAUUCUUCCAAGGAGAAGAGAUCAGGCUAGAUAUGUAAUAGCUAAAAGAUGUCAUCAGUAUUAAGCAAGAAAUGGUAAUACUGGGGACUUGACAUUGUUUUAUGUAAGAUAAAUUAAUAUAACUGCAAAGUAAUGUGAUUUAUAUUUUAAAAAGUAAAAAGACCUGGGCUAAGGAUUUUCCCUUUGCUCUAAUCAAGUAUUAUGGCUUUCAGUCCUGGAUAAAGCAGCUCCAGAAAAUGGAGGCUUCCACCAUUACUGAAAAGAGGGUAACAUGUCUCCUUGCCUUCAGUAUUUGAAAUACAACACCCAAAGUGUUAUUGGGUAUACAAGUAAUAGUUUGUAAAUAUACAGUACUUUUACCUGUCUGUAUUUUCAUAGUAUUUCCAUUUGUGGCUGUUUUGUAUAACUAGCUUCACUGUCAUAUAAAGUUUUUAAUUAAGAUCAGGGGUAGGCAACCCCCAGCAUGGGUGCCAGAGUGUGGCAUGCAGAGGCAUUUUCCUUGGCAUGUGUGCCUCAGGGUGGACAGUGGGAAAGGGGCCGGGGCUGCACUGCCACAACAAAGAUCAGGUCUUUCAGGGCUCUCCCACCAUCCUCCCCUGCAAGCCAACAUCUUACAAGUUGAGAUUGCGGGUGUUUUUGGUAUUCUGCCCAAAAGCAUUGCUGACCCCUGCUCUAGAUACUCUUUUAAAUGAUCUUAACAUGGAAAGGCAUUUUUUUCCUGAUACAACAUCACUGAUUUGACUGGAAUUACACCAGGACUGAAUUUGGCCCAUAUUUUAUAACAAAGUUGUGAUGGUAUUAACCACUGCUUUGUCUUUAGAAAUUUCUUCCUUUUAUCCUUGAAUCCAGUUGUCAACUGCAGCUAAUAUUAUGAGGUAAGAUUUUUUCUUGUCAAGUAACCCUUUUUAUUCAGUAUGGCUGAAUAUAACAUUCCCCAACUAGCUAUUGGAAUAGCAAAACUAUAAACGCAAUAUUGAAGCAUGCAAGAGGUGGUCUAGAUCUAGAGAUGCCAUUGGGUGACACACUUAAAGCUGAAAGCUGAAAGGGUUGGCUGUUUAGGUUGGUGACAAAUGAAUUAAACUGAAAGGAGGAGAGGUGAGUUUGGCAGUAGAGGCAAAAGGAAAAUACCACUGGCAAAAACAAAUAUGUUGAUGAAACCAAAAGCACCUUGUGUUUGUCAAAACGAAAAGCCUGUGGCUUUGUGUCAGGAAAGUAGAUAACUUUGACUAGGAAGGUUAGAUAUGAAGUUUUUUUUUAAAGCCCCCAUGGUGACCACACUAAGAAGUUACCAGAACGUUCAUCCGUUAAGCAUUUGAACAAGGUAUUCUUGAUUUGUUAAGAUUGAAAUACUAGACACACUGCUAUCAUCAUAUCCCGAAUGUUGAGAAAAAUAUCCAGUUGACUUACCUUGCUACUGGACACUUAUAAUACUGUGCAAUUAAAAAUAUUUUUAAAUAAAAGUAGGUUAGGAAUUAUUUAUUUUUAUUUACAGUUACUCAUGUUAAUUUAUUCCUAUAAUUUAUACCUUUAUAUCUAAGUUUUAAUUAUUAUUGAAGAAAAACAUCAAAACAAAGCAAAUAACUGAUUAAAGCUAGAAUGUUGGUCUUGUUUUGUUGUUUAAGGGCUAGGGUUUCAUAACCAAGCCAGAUCUCAUAUUUUCUAUCCAUUAUAAACGUAUCAAGAAGUUUGGAAGUCACUGGAGAAUUUUAUUUGGACUGUAUAAAAAUCGAUAUACGUAUUGUUUAACUUGAACAUGUAGAUAGUCCAGAUUCAUUUUGAAUGACCAUUCUAACUGACGUAGAUAGCAAUGGUUAUACUCUAGAUUUCAUGCCCAGGAAUUCAGAGUAAAUUUAAUUUUGUAGUUUUCUUAAGACUUCAUUAGCGACUGAUGUGUCAGUCGUCUAAUCAUGCAUAUCAGGGCUGUCCAAGUUCUAAGCCCAUUCCGCACUAUACUGGCUGCCUCAGAGACACCAUGGAAAUUAUUUCCCUCCAAUGGUUGCAGUGUGUCCCCUUUCUCACCCUCAGUCCCAGGCUCACCCUCAGAUCCCUGUUCUGUGCAGCAAAGGCAGAGGAAGGAGGUGAGAGCCUGGAGACUUGCCCUCAGAGUGAUAAUGGAAGCAGCAGCUGAGUGAGAGCCCAGGGCUGUGCAUUAACUCCUCAUGGGCCACAUGCAACCUAUAGACUGCCAGUAGGACAGCCCAGAUGUAUAUCUCGACCUGGAUAGCUGAUUGAUGUAUAUCUCUGCACUCUGUGCACAUGAGAAUCAUACUACUGUAUGUAUGUUUUUGCAGUCUAUUAAAAUUAUUACAUUUUCUGUAUAAAAAUGGUAUAGUUGUAUAUAAAGGCUGCUAUCAAAUUAGAGUUAAUUCAAUCAGUAGCUAAUACUGCUGUAUAACUAGUUGGGCUGGCUGCAAAUUUAAGUUCUUAAAAAGUGGUCAUAAUUUUUAUAAUUGUAUGCUUCUGUGUCUAACUGAUAGCAUUGUAAGUUAAAGUGAUUGUAAUGGCCUCUCUAGAGUGUGAAAAGCUUGGACUUCCUUCUCAAGAGAUCUUUUAUUUCUCAUUCAGAAUGUGGUGGCAUCACGUGAAGUGCCAAUCCUAGAAAUACUUACACAUACUUCUAACUUGAAGCCCAGGAAUAAUCCCGAUGGCUUGACUUCAGUGGAAUUACAAAGAGGUACAAAAUUAGACACACGCAUACUUUUUUGCAGAAUCAGGGCUCAAGUUUGUUUCUGUUUUGAAAUGGAGAUGGGUGAAGUUUGCAGUAUGUAGGUUCAAAUCCUCUACUUCAGUAAAUAGGUAAAACUGCAUUAACAUUAACUGCAGCAGUGAAUUUUACCACUCUGUUCCUGAUCACUUGAACAUACACAAAUAUUUAUAUUGAACAACUUGUCCAAAUUCUUAUUCACACCUUUCAAAUGCAUAGCGAUCUUGGUUUCAUUUUGUCUCAGCUGAUAAAGUUAACAUGGCAUAGGGUUUGUUUGUUUUUUAAUUUUCUGGGCAGGAUCACAUUUUUAAACACAUUUGAACAACAAAAAAUAUAUAUACUUCACACAAAAAUGCAGGGAACUUAGCAGCAUAAAUCAUAUUUUGUGUUUCAUUCCCUCCCCAUAUAUUCUCUCUGGAACUUGUAUCAAUUAGUUGGGAUUUUAGUGUUUGUCCUGAAGAAAAAGAUAGGGUCAGCGAACUUUGGGACAACUUAAAGAACUAAUUGUUAAACUUCCUCUCAAUUCCGUCGCUGGCUGUUUUGUACUACUGUGAUGUGACUGUUCACAUCUGUUAACAAUAUUUUAGACCUCAUGAAAACCAUUGCAAAACAUGUACAUGAAUUCUGCUUUUAGAGAAAAAUAAAAAGAUACAUUUUUUAA